Brettanomyces nanus is the source of this 1851-nucleotide messenger RNA. RefSeq lists its product as uncharacterized. Gene Ontology annotation, biological process: mitochondrial respiratory chain complex III assembly. Bases 1 to 1851 code for a protein of 616 amino acids. The record is from RefSeq and is a predicted model, not a curated record. Gene Ontology annotation, cellular component: mitochondrial inner membrane. The transcript has a single exon. Lineage: Eukaryota; Fungi; Ascomycota; Pichiomycetes; Pichiales; Pichiaceae.
AUGUUUUUGCUUAGGCCAAGAACUGUAUUGCACGGACAUUUGCUAACUCAAUCAUUGGGGUUGCGGCAAUUGCCAAAGAUUUCACGGACAUUCCAUAACCUUGCUGUUGCCUUUAACGAACAAAAGGAUAAGAAGAAGUACGUAUUUCUUAAGAAGCAGAAGCUUGAAGGUUUUUCUUCCAGUACUGGUGAAGAAAAACCUCAACCAUCUUCAGAACAGCAAGCCGAAUUCAACGAAGCAUAUGGAGCUACCAAGAAAACUCAAACAACUUUUUGGGCUCUGGCCAUUGUGUUCAUUGCUGUUGCAGGUGUUGAAGUUUAUAGGAAAAGAGAUGAAUUUAUGAAGUGGUACAAUAGUAAGGAAGCUCCUGAUGCUGAAUUGAAUAUAGAGUCUCCAAAUGCGGAGAUUUCUAGCAGGAAGGUGUUCCAUUUGGACAAGAAAUUACACAAAGUGACUAAUCCAAAUCCUUCAAGUGUUCCCGGAUUAUACGUUUGUGGUAACAACAAACAUGGAAUCUCAUCUGAGGACUCUAAAUUGGAGCAACAACUUGUUAUGAAAAGGUUGAGUAUUUUUGACAACGUUCUUGCCAGAUCCGUUUGCUUGGGCAAAAAGUCCGGUGCCUUGGUGGAUGAUCAUGGUGAUUUAUUUCAGUGGGGAGAGGGCUUUGGAGGCGAUUCCAAACAUCCAACAGUUAAAGGAGAAAAUUUGCUCAAGGCUGAAAUCAGCAAUGAUACAAUAUAUGCUUUGAACUCCAAAGGUGAGGUAGUUUACCUACCAGAAAGCAUGGAAGACCAGAAGUAUUUCUCGAGUAAGAAAAAAACGUGGCUGGGUACCCAGGUAAAAGCUUUUAAGAGGCUUACUGUUACCGAGCCCAUACAGGACAUUCAAUGCGGCAAAGAACACAUUGUACUCCUCACUAGAGACGGAGAAGUUUAUACUGCGGCUACAGGAUUUUCAAAGCCAAUCGAGAGAUCAUGGGGACAGUUUGGCUUACCAAACUUUUCACAAUUUGAUGAACCUCCCAGAAUUAACGAGGUCCACAACGUGACACUUUUGAAUAAGUUUGUGGAAGAUGGCAAGCUCAGAAAGAGACAUAUCAAACAGAUCGCUGCUGGAGACUUCUUCACGAUGUGUUUGGACUCCAUGGGCAGAGUUUGGGCCUUUGGAAAAAAUACUUUUGGUUCAAUUGGAAGAGAAAUGGACUAUAAUUCAGAAGUGAUUUCUUAUCCGUCAGAGGUAAAACUUGUGUCCAAAUACUUUAAACGGGACGAGCUUCCUCGGGGCAUUAGCAUCGCUGCAGGUGGAGAUACUGCAUUUGCUACUUAUGCGUCUUCCAAUAUGUACCACCUUUUUGAGAAGUCUUUGCAGGAAGAUGUAUCGUUUGGUAUGGAGGACAUUAAAGAUCAGGAGCUCGAAAAUUUGGUGCAUAUGGCAUGGGGUCAUGGCUUAAAGGGACAGCUUGGAUCGGGCCAUUACAUUCAUGGGCAAUAUGAACCAACCAAGAUCAAAAAUUUGAAUGAUAUCAAGGAAUACAAUGAAAGUACACAGAGGGUGGAGGAGAUAGGCGUCAAGUCGUGGGCUGUUGGCGGAAGUCAUAUUAUGGUUACAUUGACCAACAACGAUGUUUAUGGAUGGGGGGACAAUGAAUUUGGUCAACUAGGCAAUGGCAGGCAUGGCAGAGUUCCUGAAGCAGUUCCCAUGCCUUCAUUACUAGAACCAGAUGAUACCAGGAAGACUAUGACUUUAACUGAGGUGAUCAACGAUCGCUUGCAAUUGGCGGACACCAAUAAAUUCCAGCAAAUUAUCGCAGUUGGUCCUGAUACAACUGCCGUGUAUUACAAGAGAAAGUAA